Messenger RNA from Owenia fusiformis, 2455 nucleotides. Lineage: Eukaryota; Metazoa; Annelida; Polychaeta; Sabellida; Oweniidae. The record is from the annotation of a GenBank genome assembly.
AUGUGCACUAGAACCAAUUUAAUUUGUCAAAUUUUACAAAUCGACGACCAGUUGCUUAUAACUUGUUUCACAGUGCAACGACCCGACUGAUUGAAGUAUAAUUGCUAUGCCAAGUUAGAAAUUAAGAAUAAUGGCUCUAAGAUGUCGCAAGCUUCACAUCUUUCAAGUCUCAUUAGCAUUUCUGGCUGGCUAUUCUGUACGGCUAAUUAUGGACAUCCAAGCAUUGUCCAACCCCCCAUCAGAUCCUGUCACAUGCCCUGUACUUGCAGAUGAUGUGAAUAUAAAUGAGGAUAUUCAUCAAUUGAUACGUGAACCAUACAAACCUAAAACAAUGUAUGACAUAUUGAGAUACCAGUAUUUUACAAACCAGGAUAUUUUUGAUAACACUGAUUUUGGACCAACAAUUAAAUUAAAAGGUUCUGCUCAGCUGGACAUGAAAGAUUUACUUCAUCAUGUGAUGAUUUUAUUCAACAAUGGAAAACCAAAACAAUGGAAGUUAAAUAAACUGCUGAAUGGAUACAGACGAUAUGAUCCAAUCAGAGGGGAGGAAUAUAUUAUCGACGUACAACUUAAAUCUGGUGAAGAAACACAAAAUCAUCAUAUGAAUGUUGUAAAACCUUUUUCGUCAAUACAAAUCCUUGAGAGUGCCCAGACAGUGAAAUCUCCAACUAUACACAUGAUUGUAACAAUCUCAGGACAAUUUGACAAACUUGUAUCUUUUCUAAAACAUUAUGAAGAAAUAGUUCUUAAAAAUAAAGAGGAUGUUCACCUCAUAAUUGUAGCAUUUACAGGGAAACCUGGGAUUGACAAAAAUGUGGAUAAAAUAAGGAACUUAGUGCAAGUUUAUACUGUUCGAUAUCGGCCAAUGGCACGAAUUCAACUAAUAUUCACAUAUAAACCAUUUUCACGUGGGCAAGGAUUGGAUAUUGGAGCAAAACAAAUUCCUGGAGAAAAAGUGAUAUUUUUUUGUGAUAUUGACAUGAGAUUCAACAGGGAAUUCUUAAAUAGAUGUCGCCAGAAUCCUAAACGUGGCCGUCAAGUGUAUUACCCAAUCGUGUUCGCUCAAUACGACCCAGAUAUAGUCAGGAAUUACUCUCCAAAAGUAAGCUCCCCAAACCCAAUGGCAAUUAACAAAUAUACAGGUCACUGGGUAGACUAUGGCUAUGGCAUGAUGUGUCUCUAUAGACAGGACUAUUCUGCAGUACAGGGCUAUGAUCUUGGGAUCAAAGGCUGGGGUGGAGAGGAUGUUGAUAUCUUCACCAAACAUGUCAAAAGUAAACUGAAGGUUAUCCGAGCUAUGGAACCUGGUCUGGUACAUCUAUACCAUGGCAAGAACUGCAGCACUAAACUUGACAAAGACCAGAUGAGAAUGUGUAUAGACUCCAUGGCUGCGGGUCUUGGCAAUGCUCAACAGCUUGCAAAGAAAAUACUCCAUAAUUCAUUGAAAUAGCGAUGGAAACGAUGUUUAAUCAAAAAUGGUUAUUAUGCAACAUAGCUGAACAGCAAUAUUUCCUACUUCGCAAUUUUGAAAUUAGGAUUGCAAUGAUCUUACUAUGAAGAUGACAUGAAAAUUAAGAUGACCUCAUAAUGGCAUGUUGCACUGGAUUUAACUGAAAAUCUGAUUCCGUUUUCAUGAAUCUACAUGUUAUUGAUGUUAUUGAACGUCUUCCAUAGGAGUCGUUGACAUUAAUAUAAAUGCUACAGUUUACCAAGGAUGUGGAUUCAAGUAAUUGAGAAAUCCAGGAAUCCAAAAUAUUCAAGAAAAUUCUGUAGCUUUUAUUGUAAGACUAGCUGUAGAGAGCCGUAGUUUAGAAUGCUGUUUAGAACCAAAACUGAAGCAAUGAAAAGAAAUGAAUGAUCUGAAUCUACCAACUGUGGAACAGAAUCACCACUUACAUAUUAAAUUAUGUCUUCCCUGAACAAGGACAAUUAUAUAUGAUGUACAAGUGUUACUUUAUUUUAACCAUCUGUGCCAAAUGACAUUUUAUAGAAUUCUUCCAUAUACAUGAACAAUCAAGAAACAAAGUGACUAAAAUAUAUUAUUUUAUUAGCUUUUUGAAGCAUGACACAUAUUAAAAAGAAAAUAGUGGUGGCAAUAAUUGUUUUGAAAAUAGGAGAAGAGAACCAAUCCAACACAAUCAGCAAUGUUGCCAUUAAGACAUAAUACAGACAAUCAAGUAAAGUACCAACACAAUCAAAUAAAGCACAAUUGGCUCAACAAAUUCAAGCACAAUCAGCACAAUCAAGAACUAUACAGAACUGUUCAUGAAGCAUUUAUAAAUGGGAAUUAAGGUUUCUGUAAUUAAGGUUUCUAUAUUUAGAGGCAUUUCUGAAAGGAUUAUAAACAAAACAUUAAUGUUACUUGCAUGUUAUUUAUUUUAGAUUUACAUAACAUCAGGGUAAUGACACAAUUCACAUGGAUGGAUACUCUUUUAUUAGGACUAGUAAAUAUUGG